Messenger RNA from Astyanax mexicanus (Mexican tetra), 3746 nucleotides. Its product is annotated as putative ferric-chelate reductase 1. The transcript has 6 exons. The record is from RefSeq and is a predicted model, not a curated record. The coding region runs from base 846 to 1427 and encodes 193 amino acids. NCBI's taxonomy places the organism in Eukaryota, Metazoa, Chordata, Actinopteri, Characiformes, Acestrorhamphidae. Gene Ontology annotation, molecular function: oxidoreductase activity, acting on metal ions.
UCUCUCCUCACUGCGUCUCUCUCUGUUCCCAUCACUAUUACAGCUCAGCUCCUGCAAAAGAGCGAGGAAGAGUGUGGAAGACUGUGGAAGAGUGUUGAGGAGUGGUGAAGACUGUGGAAGAGUGUAGAGGAGUGGUGAAGACUGUGGAAGAGUGUAGAGGAGUGGUGAAGACUGUGGAAGAGUGGCGAAGACUGGUGAAGAUUGUGGAAGAGUGGUGAAGACUGUGGAAGAGUGUAGAGGAGUCGUGAAGACUGUAGAAAAGUGGUGAAGACUGUAGAAGAGUGGUAAAGACUGUGGGAGAGUGGUGAAGACUAGAAAAGUAGUGAAGACUAGUGAAGAUUGUGGAAGAGUGUAGAGGAGUAGUGAAGACUGUAGAAAAGUGGUGAAGACUGUAGAAGAGUGGUGAAGACUGUGGAAGAGUGGUGAAGACUGUGGAAGAGUGGUGAAGACUGUGGAAGAGUGGUGAAGACUGUGGGAGAGAAAAGUGUAGAAAAGUGGUGAAGGCUAGUGAAGACUGUAGAAGAGUGUAGAGUAAUGUGGUGAAGACUGUAGAAAAGUGGUGAAGACUGUAGAAGAGUGGUAAAGACUGUGGGAGAGUAGUGAAGACUGUAGAAAAGUGGUGAAGACUAGUGAAGACUGGAAGAGUGUAGAGUAAUGUGGUGAAGACUGUAGAAAAGUGGUGAAGACUGUGGAAGAGUGGUAAAGACUGUGGAAGAGUGGUAAAGACUGUGGAAGAGUGGUGAAGACUGUAGAAGAGUGGUGAAGAGUGUAGAAGAGUGGUGAAGACUGUGGAAGAGUGGUGAAGACUGUGGAAGAGUGGUGAAGACUGUGGAAGAGCCUGAAAAAUGAGUCUCCUGCUGUCGGUGUUGGUUGGGAUGUGCAGUAUUGGGUGGGGUUCUGCUUAUUCUAUAGGGAACAUAAGCGUUGUGUGUGACACUAUGAUGCCGGGGCAUGGCUAUGUCCCUCAAAACACCACCCCGCCUUUCCGAAUCACCGCCAGCAACACCACCUACGCUCCCGGCGACUCCAUCACAGUGUCUCUGAGCUCAACACAGAAUGGAACGGUGUUCGUGGGCUUCAUGCUGCAGGCUCUCAGGACUGUGAACGGGGCACCAGUGGGCUCUUUCAGCUCCUCAAACAACAGCCUGUUCAGACUCCAUAGCUGCUCCAGCGUGACGAACUCCACCAUCAGCCAUGCAACCGGAGCAGAUAAGGCACAGUUUGUAGCCACCUGGGUUGCCCCUCCUGGAUCUUCUCCAGGCAACAUUCAGUUUUGCGCAACAUUUGUAAAAAACUUUGUACAGUACUGGACCAUGGUGAAGAGUCCCGUCAUCACGUCAGCCAGUACAGUGAUUUCUGUUUCAGCUCUCGUCCUGUGCUCCAGCGUCCUGACUGCACUGACUGUUAUCUUCAGAACAGUCUCCUGAACUCAACAUAUUCCUGCUGAAAAAUCCUGAUCAACACCAGAAUCUCCUGGUAGCAGGUUUUAGACUGUUUAAGCUAAAGUUUAAUAGUAGUAAAAAGGAAGUAUACUUAAGAGCAUUAAAAGUAUGAUAAAUUAGGUGAAGAAUACUAAAAGUAUAUUUUCUAUUUAAUAUACUUUCUUUGUAUUUCGUUAAAAUGUAUUUUUAAGCGAUAUGCUUUAAAUUAUACACGUGUUGAUAGAAAAUAUACAUAUGUAGCGGCAUUAAGGAAUAUAAACUAUGUGAAUCAAUACGCAAAGUAGUACAUUUACAAUAUACUUCAAGAGUAUUAACACACUUAAAUCUACUUAAGUUUGCAGAAGACAUGAAAAAAAGCACUUAAAAGCAAAAAAAAAAAAACCCUAAUGCUUUUAUGUUGUAUUUAAAUAUACAGCUCUUGAAAAAAUAAGAGAGCUCUUUCACAGUUUCUGAAUCAGUUUCUCUGAUUUUGCUAUUUAUAGGUUUAUGUUUGUGUAAAAUGAACAUUGCUGUUUUAUUCUAUAAACUACAGACAACAUUUCUCCCAAAUUCCAAAUAAAAAUAUUGUCAUUUAGAGCAGUUAUUUGCAGAAAAUGAGAAAUGACUAAAACAACAAAAAAGAUGCAGAGCUUUCAGACCUCAAAUAAUGCAAAGAAAAAAGAAAACGAAAACAAGUUCAUAUUCAUAAAGUUUUAAGAGUUUAGAAAUCAAUAUUUGCUGGAAUAAUCCUGGUUUUUAAUCACAGUUUUCAUGCAUUUUGGCAUGUUCUCCUCCACCAGUCUUACACACUGCUUUUGGAUAACUUAAUGCUGCUUUACUCCUGGUGCACAAAUUCAAGCAGUUCAGCUUGGUUUGAUGGUUUGUAAUAAUCCAUCUUCCCCUUGAUAAUAUUUCAGAGGUUUUUAAUUUGGGAAAAUCAAAGAAACUCAAGUGAUCUCUUAUUUUAGCUUUCAUAAGUUGUUUCAAAAUGGUACAUUUAGUAUGAAUUAUGUGAAAGUAUGUGUUGAUUUCAAUGCUAAAAGUAUGUACUUUUUCAUGUUAAGUAUAGUUUUAAAAUAUAUACUUAAAUGCACUUUUCUUUUACAAGGGUCAAAAUCUGCUCAUUCACAUAAAAAAAAAAACAUGCGGCCAAAAUCGAAGGUGUCAAAAGAUUCCUAUUCAUUACUCUGUAGGUAGAAGUAUAGAUACUAGGCUUUAAAAUACUUCUGUAGAGGUUUAAGAAUCAACUCAAACUUUUUACUCUUUAAGUAAAAGUGUAAAAGAGCUGGAUUCAAAACUACUUAAAGUAUAAAAGUAAGCAAAAGUAAUGUAAGUAAACUUUAAGUAAAAGUUUAAGUAAAUUUUCCAAGUUUAUAUUAUACAGUAAGUAUACUAGGAUCAAUGUACUUGUGGUAUACUUGUAAGUGUACUAUUUUAAUACUUCUUGGGAAUAAAUUGGCCCAAUUUUAGUAUAUAAAAGUAUACUUUUAAGUAUGCUUUGGGUGUACAAGUAGUACACAAUUUGAGUACACAAUUAUUUACUAAUGUAAAUAAAACAUAGAUGUAAACUAGUAAUGUACUCUAAGUGUACUACUUGUACACUUGAAGUAUACUUGUAGUGUAGUGUAAUUUAGUUAUUAAUUUAGUAAACUUAGUUUAAACAAGUAAUACUCUGAACUACACUAAAGGUGAACUUAUAGGUGUACUAUAGGUUUACUACUUCUAUACACUUCUAUUCCACUUUUUAGCAUAUUAUAAUAUACUUUUAAAUAUACUCUCAGUAAACUACUAGUCUAAUGAUUUUAUAUUUAAAGCAUAUUUAGAAGUCUUUUAAGUGAACUUAAAGUAAUUAUACUUACAGUUUACUUAUAUUUUAUUUAUGCAGUAUACUACUAGGUUUAGAUGUAGGUCUUUUAAACUGUCCUUUAAUCAGAUUUACUAAUAGAGUACAUAUAUAAAAAAUGAGCUAGAAAUAUAUUUAUGUUUAUUUGUUCUGUGUUGGUUAAUUACUUUUUAAUUACUUUUAAAUACUUUUGUACUAUUUACUCUUUAUUUAGUAUUUACUUUAUAUUUACACUUUAUUUAGUAUUUACUUUAUAUUUUCUCUUUAUUUACUAUUUACUUAAUAUUUGCUUUUUGUUUACUAUUUUUAAGGCAAGAAUACUUAAUUGUAUUUUUCUUAAGUAUUUCUUGACCAAAAGAUUAAGUACAAGUAUAUGCCAAAUAUACUUAGACUUCUGUAUACUUGUCAGUAUAAGCCAAGUGUACUUACUGUAUUUUUCACACUAUAAGGCACACCAGAUAAUAAAAUGCACGUUCAAUGAA